Molecule: messenger RNA, 4367 nt
Organism: Condylura cristata (star-nosed mole)
Lineage: Eukaryota; Metazoa; Chordata; Mammalia; Eulipotyphla; Talpidae
Gene: MAP3K14
Product: mitogen-activated protein kinase kinase kinase 14
Exons: 16
Coding region: 102-2915 (937 amino acids)
Biological process (GO): positive regulation of canonical NF-kappaB signal transduction; protein phosphorylation
Molecular function (GO): protein serine/threonine kinase activity; ATP binding
Source: RefSeq, a predicted model, not a curated record
CCGCCGCCUGCCACCGGCAGCGGGAGAUCGAGGGCGAGGGGAGCGCAACACUCGCUGCUUGGGGAGAUCGGCGCUCGGCCGGGAGAGCGUGAGCCUGGGAGAUGGCAGUGAUGGAGAUGGCCUGCCCAGGCGCCCCUGGCUCGGCAGUCGGGCAGCAGAAGGAGCUCGGCAAAGCCAAGGAGAAGACGCAGGCCGUGGGGAAGAAGGAAAGCUCCGUCAGCCAGCUGGAGGCCGUGGAGAAGAGCCCCGUGUUCUGCGGCAAGUGGGAGAUCCUGAACGACGUGAUCACCAAGGGCACCGCCAAGGAGGGCUCCGAGGGCGGGCUGGCCAGCAUCUCCAUCAUCGCCCAGGCCGAAUGUGAGAAUAGCCAAGAGUUCAGCCCCACUUUCUCUGAACGGAUUUUUAUUGCUGGGUCAAAACAGUACAGCCAGCCCGAGAGUCUCGAUCAGAUCCCCAACAAUGUGGCCCACUCGACCGAGGGGAAGAUGGCCCGCGUGUGCUGGAAGGGAAAACGGCGCGGCAAGGCCCGGAAGAAACGCAAGAGGAGGAGCGGCGCCCGGUCGCUGGCCCCGGCCGGAGUGGGCGUGGCCGUGGCCAAGCCCCGCCCCAGGACCCCGGAGCAGGAGAGCUGCACCGUCCCCGUGCAGGAGGAUGAGUCUCCGCUGAACACCCCGUAUGUUAGAAACACCCCCCAGUUCACCAAGCCUCUGAAGGAGCCAGACCUCAGCCAACUGUGUUUUAAGAAACUCGGGGAGGGUCUGAAGCCAGCCCUGCCUCGCUCGGAACUCCACAAACUGAUCAGCCCCUUGCAAUGUCUGAACCACGUGUGGAAACUCCACCACCCGCAGCACACAGGCCCUCUGCCCCAGGCCGCCCGCCCCUUCCCCUACAGCCGACUGCCCCACCCCUUCCCAUUCCACCCUCUGCAGCCCUGGGAACCUCAUCCCCUGGAGUCCUUCUUUCUGGGCAAACUGGCCUCUGUAGGCAGCCCGCAGCCCCAGCCCGGCCCACACCUCAAGCCCAGCGGCCCCCCUCGCGGCACGUGUGAGCAGUUCUCUGUGGAGGAAUACCUUGUGCACGCCCUGCAGGGCAGUGUGAGCUCAGGCCAGGCCCGCAGCCUGGCCAGCCUCGCCAAGACCUGGUCGGCAGGGGGCUCCAGACCCCAGGACCCCAGCCCCAAAACCGAGGAGAGCGAGGGAGUCCUGCUUACUGAGAAACUCAAGCCUGUGGAUUAUGAGUACCGGGAGGAGGUCCACUGGGCCACGCGCCAGCCCUGCCUGGGCAGAGGCUCCUUUGGAGAGGUGCACAGGAUGGAGGACAAGCAGACGGGCUUCCAGUGUGCUGUCAAAAAGGUGCGCGUGGACGUGUUUCGGGCCGAGGAGCUGGUAGCCUGUGCGGGACUGAAGUCACCCAGGAUCGUCCCUUUGUACGGCGCUGUGAGGGAGGGCCCUUGGGUCAACAUCUUCAUGGAACUGCUGGAAGGUGGCUCGCUGGGCCAGCUCAUAAAGCAGAAGGGCUGUCUGCCAGAGGACCGGGCCCUGUACUACCUGGGUCAGGCCCUGGAAGGGCUGGAAUACCUCCACACCCAGAGGAUUCUGCACGGCGAUGUCAAAGCUGACAAUGUGUUGCUGUCCAGCGACGGAAGCCGCGCAGCCCUCUGUGACUUUGGCCACGCCAUGUGCCUUCAGCCCGACGGCCUGGGGAAGUCCUUACUCACAGGGGACUACAUCCCGGGCACAGAGACGCACAUGGCCCCCGAGGUGGUGCUGGGCAAGCCCUGCGACGCCAAGGUGGAUGUGUGGAGCAGCUGCUGCAUGAUGCUGCACAUGCUCAACGGCUGCCACCCGUGGACCCAGCACUUCCGAGGGCCGCUGUGCCUCAAGAUUGCCAGCGAGCCUCCGCCCGUGCAGGAGAUCCCCCCCUCUUGCGCCCCGCUCACCGCCCAGGCCAUCCAGGAGGGGCUGCGCAAGGAGCCUGCCCUGCGAGCGUCGGCGCUGGAGCUGGGGGGCACGGUCAGCCUGGCGCUGCAGCACGUGGGAGGCCUGAGGAGCCCGUGGAGGGGAGAGUAUAAAGAACCAAGACAUCGGCCGCCUCACCAAGGCCGAGCACCACCAAGCCAAGGCCACUGUCCCCGGACCCAGCCGCGGGAGCUCUCCCCGGGGUCCCCGAGGCCCCAGCCAGCCAAGGACACCGGCGGGGCCCCUCAGCUGCAGCCUCCUCUGCCCCCAGACCCCCCGGAGCGGAACAAGUCUCCCAGCCUGAACUGGGGCAAGGAGGAGUCUGGGACUUGGGAAGCCUUGCCUCUGUCCUCCCUGGACCCGGCCCCCGCCAAAAACCCCAGCUGCCCAGAGCGGAGAGCGACCUUCCCCGAGCAGGAACUACAGCAGCUGGAAAUAGAAUUAUUCCUGAACAGCCUGUCCCAGCCAUUUUCCCUGGAGGAGCAGGAGCAAAUUCUCUCGUGCCUCAGCAUCGACAGCCUCUCCCUGUCAGACGACAGUGAGAAGAACCCCUCAAAGGCUUCUCAGAGCUCAAGGGACACCCUGAGUUCCGGUGUGCACUCCUGGAACAGCCAGGCAGAGGCUCGAAGCUCCAGCUGGAACAUGGUGCUAGCCCGGGGGCGGCCCACCGACACCCCAAGCUACUUCAAUGGUGUGAAGGUCCAAAUCCAGUCUCUCAAUGGCGAGCACCUGCACAUCCGCGAAUUCCAUCGGGCCAAGGUGGGAGACAUCGCAACUGGCAUCAGUGGCCAGAUCCCAGCCGCAGCCUUCAGCCUGGUGACCAAGGACGGGCAGCCCGUUUGCUAUGACAUGGAGGUGCCAGACUCGGGCAUCGACCUGCAGUGCACCCUGGCCCCUGACGGCAGCUUCGCCUGGAACUGGAGGGUCAAGCACGGCCAGCUGGAGAACAGGCCCUAACCCCGCCGCCACGCGGGCUCCGCUCUGCCAGAGGAGCCUUCCUUCUCGGCGUUCACACGGCCGCUCAGACCAGGCUCAGCUGCUGCUGGGGACCUGCUGCCCCCGCCUCGGCGGAAAGCCCGGGGCGGCCAGCAGCGAAGUGGGGGCUCGCAGAACACCUGCCAGGCCUUCCCACCUGGGUUCUGCCCAACCCCGCCAAGAACGUCCUGUGCCUACAUGAGGAGGAGCAGGGAGGCAGGAGGCCUCUCCUGUGGGAGGCCAGAGCGCCUUCUCCGCUCUGGUCCAGACAGGCUGGCCUGACUGCGGAGGCAGCCUCUGGCCCCCGCCACGGGGAUGACGAGCCCCUGGGCCUCCAGGCAGACGUGAGGGUGUUGUCAAAGGUCUGGCCCAGGUACAGGAGCCCGCCCUUGAGUCAGUGUGUCCGAUCCGCUUGCCUGGCAUGGGGCUCCCUCCUUGAGAUCUAAAGCUUCAGACAGUGUCAGGGGAAGGAUGGCCCACACAGGGAAGUCUCCCUGGGAGCGCACACCCCACUUUUCCGGUUGUGACAGUACAGGUGCUGAGCCUGGCUUCAGCCGAGGCCCACAGCAGGCAGGCGUUCAGUGAGAUGGUUCUCAGCCCCCAGGCACACGCCCCGGCUGCCGGCCCCUCUCCCCAGCCCCUGCACAACUGGCUGGCGCUCACACCGCAUCUGCAGAGACGAGGGCGCCGUGAGGCCGGCCUGCGGGAGCCGCCAGGAUGGGGCUGGCGAGGGGAAUGAAGCAGCAGACGGCGGUGUCAGGGUUGCCCGCGUCAGCUUCCCCAUCAGGCCAUGCCAGCUCCCCGAGACCCAGUUGGGGUCACGCUUCCCCACCCCGCCUGUCCUGGGGGGCACUGCCAGCCGCACUUUGCACUCUGAUGACCUCAAAGCACUUUGAUGGCCGCCCUCUGGGAGGGCCGGUCAGUGGCACUGCCUGACCACAAGCAUGACCACUGUCAUGGGGUCAACAGACUUAAGUGUUGACCUAUCUCCGCACAUGUGACCCCCCAAACCUCCAAGUUUAAGGUAAUUCUCCCCCAAGCCCCCACCACUGUCCCGGCCCUGCCUGUUUGGGAGGAGAUGAUCAGAACUCAUGUAGCAUUAAAUCAACUGUGAAUCAUUCAGGGCUGCUGGCCGUAACUUCUGGGUGAAAGUGUCCACUGAAAUUGCUCCUUGGGAGAAGCUGGUGCCCACAUCUUGCCAAGGCAGCGGCUGUCCAGCUGUUCAUCCUGCUCCCCAGGGAGAGACCCUACCCCCAGCACGCGGAGAACUGCGGCCUUGGUACCGCAGAGCUCCUUGUAGAGAACUCUGUAAGCAAUAAAGUUUGGGGUGAUACGUGUUUCUCAGUCUGGGCUGUCUCCACUCUCGCCCAUGCUUGCUGAACCCCAAGUCCCUACCAGCUGCCUCCAUUUGUCUUCUGGGUGUGCACUUGUCAA